AUGAUAGAGGAUACAAUGACUUUGCUGUCUCUGCUGGGUCGCAUCAUGCGCUACUUCUUGCUGAGACCCGAGACGCUCUUCCUGCUGUGCAUCAGCCUCGCGCUGUGGAGUUACUUCUUCCAUACCGACGAGGUGAAGACCAUCGUCAAGUCCAGCCGGGACGCCGUGAAGAUGGUGAAGGGCAAGGUGGCAGAGAUCAUGCAGAACGACCGGCUCGGGGGGCUUGACGUGCUGGAGGCCGAGUUUUCCAAGACCUGGGAGUUCAAGAGCCAUAACGUGGCUGUGUACUCUAUCCAGGGUAGGAGAGACCACAUGGAGGACCGCUUCGAAGUUCUUACGGAUCUGGCCAACAAGACGCAUCCGUCCAUCUUCGGGAUCUUUGACGGGCACGGGGGCGAGACUGCAGCUGAAUAUGUAAAAUCUCGACUCCCAGAGGCCCUGAAACAGCAUCUUCAGGACUACGAGAAAGACAAAGAAAAUAGUGUAUUGUCCUACCAGACCAUUCUUGAACAGCAGAUUCUAUCAAUUGACCGAGAAAUGCUGGAAAAAUUGACUGUAUCCUAUGAUGAAGCAGGAACCACAUGUUUGAUUGCUCUGCUAUCAGAUAAAGACCUCACCGUGGCCAAUGUGGGAGACUCACGUGGGGUCUUGUGUGACAAGGACGGGAAUGCCAUUCCUCUGUCUCAUGAUCACAAACCUUACCAACUGAAGGAAAGAAAGAGAAUAAAGAGAGCUGGUGGUUUCAUCAGUUUUAAUGGCUCCUGGAGGGUCCAGGGUAUUCUGGCCAUGUCUCGGUCCCUGGGGGAUUAUCCACUGAAAAAUCUCAACGUGGUCAUCCCUGACCCAGAUAUCCUGACCUUUGACCUGGACAAGCUCCAGCCAGAAUUCAUGAUCUUGGCAUCUGAUGGCCUCUGGGAUGCUUUCAGCAAUGAAGAAGCUGUUCGAUUCAUCAAGGAACGCUUGGAUGAGCCUCACUUUGGAGCCAAGAGCAUUGUUUUACAAUCAUUUUACAGAGGCUGCCCUGACAAUAUAACAGUCAUGGUGGUAAAGUUCAGGAAUAGCAGCAAAACAGAAGAGCAGUAA
Messenger RNA from Chrysochloris asiatica (Cape golden mole), 1083 nucleotides. It is a transcript of the gene PPM1L, whose product is annotated as protein phosphatase, Mg2+/Mn2+ dependent, 1L. Gene Ontology annotation, molecular function: cation binding; protein serine/threonine phosphatase activity. Gene Ontology annotation, biological process: positive regulation of canonical NF-kappaB signal transduction; protein dephosphorylation; negative regulation of canonical NF-kappaB signal transduction. The record is from RefSeq and is a predicted model, not a curated record. The transcript is spliced from 4 exons. Lineage: Eukaryota; Metazoa; Chordata; Mammalia; Afrosoricida; Chrysochloridae. Bases 1 to 1083 code for a protein of 360 amino acids. Gene Ontology annotation, cellular component: cytosol; nucleus.